Molecule: messenger RNA, 5550 nt
Organism: Myxocyprinus asiaticus (Chinese sucker)
Lineage: Eukaryota; Metazoa; Chordata; Actinopteri; Cypriniformes; Catostomidae
Product: alpha-1,6-mannosyl-glycoprotein 2-beta-N-acetylglucosaminyltransferase-like
Exons: 2
Coding region: 434-1777 (447 amino acids)
Biological process (GO): protein N-linked glycosylation; oligosaccharide biosynthetic process
Cellular component (GO): Golgi stack; Golgi membrane
Molecular function (GO): alpha-1,6-mannosylglycoprotein 2-beta-N-acetylglucosaminyltransferase activity
Source: RefSeq, a predicted model, not a curated record
GCGGUAUGAUUGCUGUGUGGUCCCAUGGUGUUUAUACUUGCGUACUAUUGUUUAUACAGAUGAACGUGGUACCUUCAGACAUUUAGAAAUUGCUCCCAAGGAUGAACCAGACUUGUGGAGGCCUACAAUUUUUUUUCUGAGGUCUUGGCUGACUUCUUUUGAUUUUCCCAUGAUGUCAAGCAAAGAGGCACUGAGUUUGAAGGUUGUAAAAGGCACCUCCUCUGCCUCUAAGCAAAAUGCCUUAUGGGAUUUAUCCUCAGCAAAACUGACAUCCUAUUACAUUCCAAAAUUUGUGGACCAAGGAUAAAAGCUCUGUUUUCUAUGAAAAGAUUUUAUACUAAAUCUGCUGGAGCAGACCAUUUCUGGAUCGCAAACCUGCCGUCCUCGUCUCCAGAAUUAACUCUCCGACCGUCCCACAGGGUGACUGCCUAUCAUGAGAUUCCGAAUUUACAAGCGAAAGGUGGUAAUACUGACUUUAUUGGUCAUAAUCGGUGGAUUUGCCAUCUGGAAUAGUGGUAAGACGAAGAAGGCAAGCGCUGCUGUGGUUCCUAAGGAGGCGGAGACCGUUAAACGGAGUAGCGGUAAUAGUCAGGUACAGGUCACGCUACCGGUAACUCGGAAACCCGUCAAUGAGACACUUCCAGAAAAACAACCAGCUGCCAAACCUGAAGUGGAUAACACUACCCUGGUGUACAGAGGGAUUGUGUUUCAACUCAACUUUGACCAGACCUUGAGAAACGAGGAGAAGUUUCGGUCAGUGCGACAGAAGGAUGAUCUCGUCGUAGUCGUUCAGGUACACAACCGUCCAGAAUACCUGCGACUCUUGGUGGAUAGUUUGAGAAAGGCAGAGGGCAUUGAGAAUGUUUUGCUGAUAUUCAGCCAUGACUUCUGGUCCCCAGAGAUCAACCAGAUAGUCACCUCCAUUGACUUCUGUCUUGUCCUUCAAAUUUUCUUCCCUUUUAGUAUCCAGCUCUAUCCUCAAGAGUUCCCAGGGAAUGAUCCAAGAGACUGUCCCCGAGACAUAUCCAAGAAAGAUGCCUUAACUUUAGGCUGCAUAAAUGCAGAGUACCCAGACUCCUUCGGCCACUAUCGGGAAGCCAAGUUCUCUCAGACCAAACACCACUGGUGGUGGAAGCUGCACUUUGUUUGGGAUAGAGUCCGGGUGUUGAAAGACCACCAAGGGCUCGUGUUGCUCAUUGAAGAGGACCACUACCUUGCCCCCGAUUUUUAUCAGCUUCUCAAGCUGAUGUCGUCGCUAAAGAAAGAGCAGUGUCCUGAUUGUGAUAUCCUGUCUUUGGGGAGCUACGGGCACAUCAGCUAUUCCAGUAAAGCCAACAAAGUUGAGGUGAAAGCGUGGAAGUCCACUGAGCACAACAUGGGAAUGGCGCUAAGCCGGAAUGCAUACCAGAAGCUCCUCAGAUGUACCGAUGCCUUCUGCACCUACGACGACUACAACUGGGACUGGUCUUUGCAGCACCUUACCGUGACUUGUUUGCCCACGUUCCUGAAGGUCAUGGUCUGCGAGGCACCUCGCAUUUUCCACGCUGGCGAUUGUGGCAUGCACCACAAAAAGUCAGCAUGCAUGCCGACUAGCCAGAAGACAAAGAUCGAAAACAUUCUUCAGAUCAGCAGGAAUCAGCUGUUCCCAAAACAGUUGCUUAUCACAAAGAGACUGCCUGCAUUGGGGGCCAAAGGAGUGGCCCCCCAUGUCAAAAAUGGAGGUUGGGGUGACAUCAGGGACCAUGAACUCUGCAAGAGCUAUCUUCGAUUACAGUGACUGUUUAUUCUCUCUUUUUUGUUGUUUUUGCAUCCUCUAAUGAAAGCCUUUGAGAAUUCUUUAUGGACUAUUUCAUCAUAUUGCCUGUUUUAUUGAAAUAUUCCAAAUAAUAAAAAAAGUAUGUGACGUUUGGAUUCGGUGGUUAUGAGCAUCAUUUAAGUAUUAUCUUAAGUAUUGUCAUCGUUGUCUCUAGGGCUGGGCAAUAUAUUGGAUGAUCGGAAUAUAUUUGCGAUGAUUUUGCUGUUAAUAUGAAAGUAAACAACAUUGUAAAUAUUGCAGUGAUUCUAAAUGAUUUUUAUUGGGCUAUCAACUUUCCUUAAGAUCGUGUUAUUUCCCGAUAUCUAAACCAGCAUUAAAGGAAUAUUUCGGAUUCAAUACAAAUUAAGCUUAAUCGACAGCAUUUCUGGCAUAAUGUUUAUUAUGAUAAAAAAUUAAUAAUAAUUUUGGCUUGUCCCAACUUUUCUAGCACCCUAGAUGAAAUUGCAAAAAUAAAAAUUGUUUCAUACCGCUUUGCGAAAACGCCCCCCCCCCCAACCCGUUGAUAUUGCAUAUUCCCACUCCCAAUUCAUGUCAUUGUUCGAAGCAAUGUUGUUGUGUCGGACUGCAAGGGCAGGUCAAAACAAACAGGAAUUUUUAUAGCUCUACAGAGACACAGUGUUUACAGAAAAUUAACCUAUGAAGGUCUUAUAGUUAGAGUUGUCUCUGCAUAUUAAGUUGGGAUUGGAGAAAGUAUUUUAACACUGAAAAAGUUACACACUUCAGCUUUAAUUGUUUUUAACUAAAUGGUUGGUUGAAAUGUUUUUCAUUUUUAGAGCAAAUCCAUACAUAUGGAGAUAUAUAUCAAAUAUCGUCAAAGGCUGUAUUAAUUUUAAAGCUAUAUCACCCUAGUUGCCACUUAUAUCUGUUGAGAUUAUAGCAUUUUUGUGCCAUUUUAAAGACUUUUUUUGUAUGCAUAAUAUUCAUAUCUGCAAAAAGCAUGCAACUUUCUUCUGAAAUAUAUACAGUAUGUGUGUAUAUACAUACCUGCAGACAAAAUACAUGGAAUGUUUACUUUUUAUCUGUUUUUGACAUUCUGUUAAAUAUUAUGCUGAACUACUGGGCUAUUUUUGAUAUGCAGAUGAACUAUUUUAUAUUUGCUUGAACGUGACUGACCAUUUUAAAGGUGUAGCCUUUGAAGUUUUGCUUCAUAUUAAACAUAUUCAAGUAUUGGAAUGGUUUUAAAGCUUUUGCAAGACAUUAAAAUUGCCCUGACUAUCUCGCAGUCCUCAUUAGCCCCAUAUAGACAUUUUGUCCUAUAUACACGAGCUUCCAUUUCGCCGUGCCACAGAUAUAAUGAAGUGUGAAAAGCCUUGGAGAUAUAUAGGGUUGUGAUGUAUUGAAGCUUUAUGACCACUAUACUUGGUAGAGUACAUGCAGUGUUGGGUGUAAUGCAUUACUAAGUAAUUCAAUACUGUAAAUUACUUUUUCAUUGUAAAAAGUAAGGGAUUACUCUUAUUUUUUCAGUAAUUUAAUUAGUUACUUCUGAUGUAAUUGUGUUAAAUACUUUAUAGACUAUGGAACAAUUCUACAUAAAAAAAUAGCGAAUUUAAAAUCGAAAUUUAACGUCUGAUGUUCAAAUGUAUGUUUUCUAAUUUAACGCUGCCCCUUUAAAUUCUUUGGCCAGUUCAUGAAUAAUUUAUUAGAUUUUAUAUGAUUUACUUGAAAGAAUUAAAAGAACAGUUUCAUGUCUAUCCUUGUAUUUUUCAUCUUGUCGAGGUUGAUCAGGGUUUUAGAAAGUAAUUAGUAAUAAGUAAUGCAAUUACUUUUCAGACAGAGUAAUUAGUACAGUAAUCUAAUUACACUGUAGAAGAUGUAAUUAGUAGUUAGUAAUUAAUUAGUUUUUUAGAGUAACUUACCCAACACUGUACACGUGAAUAACAUUGGUAAUUUGUAUUAUCAGUUUUUUUGCAUCUACUGUAAAUGUACUAUGACAACCACAGGUAGUCAAGUCAAAGAGCUAGUUAACAUGUAAACAAAAUUGACACUCUUUACAUUGCAAAAUAAUCACACGUGAAGUUGGCAUGUUGUUUCUGAGUGUUCUGGUACCCUAGGAUAAGCACUAGGAAAUUGACAUUUUUACUUCGAAUCCGGUGCGUUUCCCUUCCCCUGAGGUGCGACUGGUAGCAUGUUGCGUCAGCAGCGUGGGAGACCCAGGUUCGGAUCCCGCAUUGAAACCAGGAAGUAAUCGAGCCCGAUUCGGAGGUAGCAGUUUUACUCCACUGAUGGUUAGGUUUAGGUUUGGGGUUUGGGUUUGAGGUUUCAGUUUAUAAAAUAUGCAUUACUCUUCACUGUAUUACCUAAAACAACUCUCUUUACCACUCACUUUUGGCGCCCCUCUGUGGACAUUACAGCUUGAAAACAAGUAUAGGUCUCUGCAGAACAAUAAUGGGUGUUUUCCAAUCUGUGGGCAUUUUCAAACCAGGAUGGGCAUUUCUAAACUAUCCAAUGAAAGAAGGGAAUUUCAGUGGUUUGAAAAUGCACACUGAUUGAGAAAAGCCCAUUUUUGUUCUGCAGAGACGUAAGUCUUCCUGAAAAUGGCACUCACACGUGCCCAUAAGCCCAACAACACUUACCGCUUUGGCCACUGGGGGCAGUGUUUCGCAUUUUGGUAAGCACAGAUCGAUUUCCACUAAAGAAAAGUCAACCUACUGUUGCCGAUUUCACUGUGAGAUCAUUCUUGAUACUUUUUCCUGGUCUUAUUGUGCAGAAUUCAUCAGUGCAUGUUAUGCCAAAGACAAUUUUUUAUUUUAUUUGUAAUCUUUCAUCAAAUGUAAUAACUUAAAUAUUUGCUUCUGAAAAAACUUUAUUUUCGGCUGGCGUCUUCAAGCCCUCUUAUUUUUCAACCACCUGUCAUAUAGAGACACUUUACACCAUCCAAUCAAUUCCUCAUGGAUAAAAUCAAUUAAUAAAAUCAAGUAAUGCCCUACAUUUUAAUUCUUGUUGAAUAUUCUGUUUCGAUCGGAAAUAUGUCAGAUUACUAAAGUAAAAUGGGUUGUGAAUGCUGUUUCAUGUUGACUAAAUAUUUGUGCUAAUUUUGCCAAUUAUUUCAGCUACCAGCAAGAGUUUAGUAGGCAACUCUUGGCUCAGUUUACCAAAUUUGACCAUGUUCUAGUCCAUUUUGCUCAUUUUCAAUGCAGGAAAUGCAAAACAAGUUUGCAGAAUUCACCUGGGUCUGUUUAUACAUUAGGUUUUAAGCACUUUAAUAAUGGCUAGCCAGUUGGAUGUGCCAUAUAUUUCAGUCUCCAAUCUUACACAAUUUUUAUUGACACUCACUUUCUGGUUAAAUGUACCAGUUUGGGGGGUCUGGGUAGCUCAGUGAGUAUUGACGCUGACUACCACCCCUGGAGUCGCGAGUUUGAAUCCAGGGUGUGCUGAGUGACUCCAGCCAGGUCUCCUAAGCAACCAAAUUGGCCCAGUUGCUAGGGAGGGUAGAGUCACAUGGGGUAACCUCCUCGUGGUCGUUAUAAUGUGGUUCUCGCUCUCGGUGGGGCACGUGGUGAGUUGUGCAUGGAUGCCGCGGAGAAUAGCGUGAGCCUCCACAUGCACUAGGUCUCCGCACUAACAUGCUCAACAAGCCUCAACAAUAAGAUGUGCGGAUUGACGGACUUGGACACGGAGGCAACUGAGAUUCGUCCUCUGCCACCCGGAUUGAAGCGAGUCACAACGCCACCACGAGGACUUAGAGCACAUUGGGAAUUGGGCAUUCCAAAUUGGGGAGAAAAAAUAAAAAAAAU